UAACGGUAUAAACAAUGAAAAGUCAUGGAUUGGCCAAAGUGUCAUGAUAAACUCUGGGCUGGACCAAUUACAGCCGAAGAGGUUGGAUGCACCCUCCCCCUUGCUUGGGCAAUGGCUCCGAAAGCAAUCUUGGUGAGGAGCGGGUUCAGGUGACAGCGGCAGGGGAGGCUGGGAGAAAGAGCUGAUGCCUGCCACGUUGAUGACCUUUCUACUUAUUUUAGUAGCUGCUGGGGCCUGAAGAGGAACGAACUGAGAGCGGAGUGAGAGAGCUGAGCCAGUGAGAGUUGGAGUGUGUGAAAGGAGUUGUGAACUGAAUAAAAACAAUUACUGAAACGUGACCCAGAACUGUCUCCUUGUCUGUGUCGUAACGGACAUUAGUAACAGAGUAUUACAGUGGUGACCAGUUUGCCGCUACGACAUGUCAAACCCGCAGAACCUCCAGCAACGUCACGCGUUGGCUCGAAUGAUGGCCGACAUGGCGGCUUUGCAGCAGCAGCAGGCGGCAGUGCACCGGCGUCAUCUGGACCAGCUGCAGGCCCAGGCUGAGCGUCAGAUGCGGGUGCUACAAAACCUUUUGGCUCAGUUUGAGGCCGCUGCGAAUCCGCUUCAUCUGGGGGGGCUGGAACUCUCCCCAGAAGAACAUCGUCGCCGGUUCCGUAAUUGCUGCAUAGCAGAAGAAGAUCCUUUCAGUUUUGCCCAGCGGCUCCUGUACGAAGCGGAGAGGUGGCUGCAGCCUGGCCCGACACAAAGAGAGGCGCGGCUUCUGGAGACUGUUGUUCUGGAGCGUUUUGUGGAGGGGCUGCCGGGGGAAACGGCAGACUGGGUCAAGCGUCACAAGCCGUCCAAUGUGGAGGCGGCAGUGAAGCUGGCCGAAGAUCACCUGCUGGGGCGGUCGGAAAUCGUCGCAGGAUCGCUGCCAGGGGAGGAACUGGCAGUAGACGCUGUACCCGGCUCACCAGGGGCCGCACACACGCUGGGGCAGGAGUGUUGGCGAUGCGGGCAGCUGGGACAUUUUUACCGGGAAUGCCCGCUCAUGGAUGUUGUGCAGGUGUUCCGUGUUGCCAGGAUGUCAACAACCUCCCCCACUCCAGUAGGGACGUACAGCCUUACGGAUUUACCACCCAUAAGUGAUAAAGGAAAGAGAAAAUCAGAUCUUCAGAGUGAGUCGAGCCAAUGGCAACCACCUCCUAAACAACAAUACAAGUGUAUGGCAGGAUCACAGUCAGAAACACAAGGGCUGUCUGAUGUCAAAGAAAUAAUGAGAUGUGUCAGUGAAAGACUACAUGGCCGUGACAAGCUCAGUGCUUUCCUAAGGGAUAAAAUCAAGGAUUUGGAGACAGACAAGAGACACCUGGUUGGUGUCUUUGGUAGAACUGGGGCUGGAAAGAGCUCUUUAAUCAAUGCCAUCAUAAAUAAGGAGGGCCUGUUACCUUCUGGAACCCUCAGUGCAUGUACCUCAGUAAUGAUAAAGGUGGAGGCUACCAGUGGAUCAAAGUAUGAGGCACACAUCGAGUUCAUUACAGAAGAGGAUUGGGAAAAUGAGGUGCAGUCCCUAAAACUGGCUCUUGAAGAUCAUGAAGAUGAUGAUGAUGGUGGUAAUGAUUUUCUUGACCCUGAUGGAAAGUUAUCAGCGCUGUAUGGAGAAGAGUGGAAAGAAAGAUCCACUCACAGCCUCAUGGACAACAAAUAUUUCAGAGAUAUUCCAGAGUUUCGAAUGUCCAAGAUAAAAAUUUUGGAAAGUGACUCAGCUGAAGGGUUGUCUGAAGAAAUUGUGAAAUAUACAAGAAGUGACUCAAAUGAGAGAGAAGAAGAAGAAGAAGAAGUAACGAGGUGGUACUGGCCACUUGUGAAGUGUGUGACUGUCAAAGUGCCAGACAAUGAUUUUCUUGAUCACGUCACACUCGUGGAUCUUCCUGGAAAUGGUGACUGUAGAAGCAGUGAUAAAAUUUGGACAGGGUUUGUUGCCAGUUGUUCUACAGUGUGGAUUGUGUCUGAAGUGAAUCGAGCAGCAUCAGAAAAAGAAGCCUGGGAGAUCCUGGAAGGUGCCAGCAGCCUGCUGGGAAAUGGUGGCGAGUGUCAGCAAAUUCAUUUUAUCUGCACCAAGUCAGAACAUGGAAACCCAGAUGAUCUAAACAAAGUCAAGAGUGCAGUGAUGAAGGAAUUCAAAAAGCGGGAAUUAAUUAAGGAUCACUUCAGUGAGGAUUGUUUCAAAGUCUUCACAGUGAGCUCCACAGAGUUCCUCAAAGGGGAGAAUGUAAAUCCAGAUCUCAAUGAAAUACCAAAACUUCAGGAAAUUAUGAAAAAUCUGAAUGAUGCUCAUUCAGAGACAUUAAACUAUGUGUCUGGAGCUUAUGGGAUUCUGUCUUUGAUUCAAGGGUCCAGAAGUGGAGAAGUGGUUGAACAAAAAAACGAUGUGUGUGCGGACCUUGAGGGAAACUUGAGCAUCCAACUUAAUCGAGUCAAAAAAGCAAUUGAAGACAUUAUAAAAGCUUUUGAACAACGCCUAAGUGAGGGAGUAGAAACAUCCCAAAAUUUAUGUGAAAGAAAACUGAAGUCCUUCUUAUACCCCAGUAAAACGAGUGGUGGAGCUUUUAACAUGACGCUAAAGUCUGCAGUUAGGAAUGAUGGCGUCCAGAAACCAAAAAGAGGGAAAACAAAAGACCUCAACGUGAUAUUAGCGUCUUGUUUGACUCAAAGCAUUGAUAAAGAAUUCAGAAAGACCUUCCCAAACAACAUAAAAUGUGGAAAUUUCAAUGGAGCCAUUGAUGCGUUUUCACUCAGCACUGAUUCAUUGAUUGAAAAGUACAAAGAUGUUGAACUGCAACUGACAUUUCUCCAGACAGAGGAAAAAGAAAUUAAGACAAAGCUCAACAAAACCAUCCGCACAGAAAAGAAAUCAAUCUACAACAGUUUGACAGAGACAAUCAAGAAUAACAUGAAAGAAUGUUAUAAAGAAGCAGCAGCAUUUAAAGGUCCAGGCACCCUGAAGAACAUGAGGGACACUAUUGAGAGACAUGUGGAGUCAAAGAUGGACAUGUUUGAGGAGGCAAAAAGUGUCAUGUUGGAGCAGUUGAACGAUUUGAAGGAAACUGUCCUGAGGACACUGGAGGAAACCAUGAAGGAAUCCACUGAACACUCACUCAAGACUGAGGCCUGCUCACUGCCAGAUGUUUCAGAACAUCUUGAGGUGGUGAAGAAACAUUAUGAUGAACUUCAUGACGGUCAAGAUGAAACAAAUAACCAUACUGGAAACAGCUGAGGCCUGAUGACCCACAGGACAUCCCUGAGCAAACACUGAUAGAGACACGAGGUCUUUACAUAUUAUCACAGUAAUAUUUCUUUUGAUCUCUUUUAAUGUUGUGUUGAUGUGUACUUUUGACUUUUAAUGAAUUUUAUACAAAAAGCAUUUUGAAUAUUAUAGAUAUUAUUUAAAAACUGCUAAUAUUAAGGUGUUAAUCACGAGGGUCUAAAUCAUGUUUUGAUUUCUUUCUUUUUUUUAAAAAUUGUAGUUCGUUGGGAUGGGAGCAUUUAUUUUAAUGUGUGCUUAUUAAACAUUGAGCCUUAUCCAGCAUUGAAUUGAUAUUUACCACUUUAACUUCAUAGUUCUAAAUCCAAAUACUUGUUUUUUGUAGUUAUAACAUGUGUGUACAUGACAAACAGUGAGAAAUAGGUGUAAGUAAAGUUGUAGGAAGUCAGCAGCUACUUCAGUCAUCUCCCUGACAUUUUGAUUUUUCUGUGUUUGGAAUUAUUUGUCAAUAUAUUACAGUUUGGGGUUAGGUUCAGGGUUGUUUUUUUGUUGUUAUUUUAGGUGUUUAACAUUUUAAGUAUUUCUGUGCAUAUUGUUGAAUUCCUUUUUUGAUUUUUGUCUUGAUUAAUUAUUUCACGUUUCCUCCCCUGAUAAUGAUUUCCUGUAUUUUCUUCCUGAAACAGUUCACUCAUGUUUAGCAUUUACUUUCAUGUUUUCUGUAGCCUUAUUUCAGUAAUAUCAUUAUAAAAGCUGACUGAUUUUUAAAAAUGCUCAGGAAAAGGUACUUCAGUGCUUCCUUUAUUACCUCCUUCAGCAUACAGGAUUAGGAUACACUGAACCCUCCUUUGUGAAAUAAAGAUAUUUACAUCUCAUAAUUUAUAGUGACAGACAGUUGUUGAAGAAUAAGGUUAUCAAAACUAGGCUUGUGGCAUAGAGCAUUCAAAUGUUAAUUAUAAGUGUUCUUUUCAUUUUUUUUUAUUUUUAAUUUUUGGCAUAACAAACUGUUAAAGCCACAGAUAUGUUUUGAUCAUUAUACUGCUGUAAUAAUAUCUCCUUCUCGUCGAGGAUUUAUAGAAGCUGUCCUGGCAAUUUAUCAAUUAUUAAAGCUCACUAGUGGUCAGAUUGUUUAUUUUGCUUCCUGUUGGAGUCACACAUCUGGAUUUUUACUCCUGCACACUGUGAUGCAGCUUUUAUAUUAUUUAGUUUUCUUGCUUCCUUAUCUGUACUGAUUCUAAAAGAAUGCAUGUAUUCGAUAUUGUAUACUGUUCAAUAAAUCCAAAGUGCAAGCAAAUAUUUA
Molecule: messenger RNA, 4544 nt
Organism: Oreochromis aureus
Lineage: Eukaryota; Metazoa; Chordata; Actinopteri; Cichliformes; Cichlidae
Product: nuclear GTPase SLIP-GC-like
Exons: 20
Coding region: 419-3259 (946 amino acids)
Molecular function (GO): nucleic acid binding; GTPase activity; zinc ion binding
Source: RefSeq, a predicted model, not a curated record